Messenger RNA from Coccinella septempunctata (seven-spotted ladybird), 3490 nucleotides. Its product is annotated as max-binding protein MNT. Lineage: Eukaryota; Metazoa; Arthropoda; Insecta; Coleoptera; Coccinellidae. Gene Ontology annotation, biological process: regulation of transcription by RNA polymerase II. Bases 323 to 1474 code for a protein of 383 amino acids. Gene Ontology annotation, molecular function: DNA-binding transcription factor activity, RNA polymerase II-specific; RNA polymerase II cis-regulatory region sequence-specific DNA binding; protein dimerization activity. The transcript is spliced from 5 exons. The record is from RefSeq and is a predicted model, not a curated record.
CGUGAUAGUAGUCUAGUUGGCUGGCAGUGGCAAACCGGUCUGCGUCAGUCAAACUCCGCAGAAAACAGAACCCCGAACUCACAGUACCAUACGAUUAAUAAAUACCCAGCUACCGUACAAACCGCAGAAGAAAAUACUGUUCGUACAAAUGAACAGCUCAACGAGACCUUUUCGCUACUUUUAAGCUGUUUCCCAAUCUACCACGGCGACCAGUAGGCGAGGAAAAGUUCGCAUUGAACAGAAGCGGUCCCGUUUGAAAGGCUUGGCAGGGUCAUGGUUAGAGCUGAAGUUAGUGGAACCUUUAGCAUAACCGGAACGCAAGAUGAGCCUCGACACCCUCCUGGAAGCCGCCAAGUACCUCGAACUGCAAGAAAUGAUGGAGAAACAGAGCAAGGCGGCCCUGUCGACCACCGCGACCGUCGUAACCACCGCCAACGGCCUGGUCGCGCACCCGGUCCUCCAGAAGCCGAUCACCAACAUCGCGCCGCUGAACCAACAGACGUUGGUGAUUACCUCCCACCUACCCGGAGCCGCGCAGAGCGUCAUACACGCGCCCGCGUCCUCCACCGAGACCACCAACCUCCUGGACAAGAAGGCGGAGACCAUGAACCGCACCAGGUUCAUACACAACAGCUUCGACAUCAUCAACCCCCUGUACAUAGACGAGAAGAGCAACGUGGCCAAGCGAAAACCGCCCCCUCUGGUGUUCAGGGCGGGCACUAGGGAGGUGCACAACAAGCUGGAGAAGCACCGGAGGGCCCAUCUGAAGGAGUGCUUCGACAUCUUGAAGAAACAGUUACCAGCCUCCCCCGACGAGAAGAAGACCUCCAAUUUGAACAUACUACAUUCAGCUAUAAGGUACAUCCACAUACUGAGGAAGAAAGAGAGGGAUCUGGAGCAGGAAAUGGAGAGAUUGGCCAGGGAGAAGAUCUCGUGGCAGACCAAGUUAGCGCUACUCAAAAAGGACCUGUCCUCUCACUACGAGAACAUAGACUUCAACAGACUCCUUGCAGAGGUCGUACCUACCGCUCCAGAGGGCAACCGUAGGGAUUCGGAGACCGAGUCUAGCGUGGUCGACAUGAAAGACGAGGAUUCGAGGACGGAAUUGGUGGAGGAGCAGCAUCCGCACCACUCCCUGUUGACCACGAACGGCGUGAAAAAACUGUCGUUGCCCAUAUUGCCGAGCAAGAGUCAGGGACCAGUGUCGAGCACCGUUACUUCCCUGAAAGAAGUACAACAGCCUGUUCAGACUGCUCUGUCCGUUGUACCUGUCGGAUAUCCGCUUAACCAGGGAUUGGUACUUCAGAAAUUAGCAAUAGUACCCAAGGGCAUCACUGACCUCACGCCUUUGGUACCUACUUUCAUAACGCAACAGCAACUCAACGGUAAAGUGGUGCCUCUUGUAAACGCUCAGUACGUAGUUGGGAAAUGCCCAUUGGUCGUUGUGAGCACUGCGAAUCCAAGACCGAGUUAGAACGAUAAAGUCUUCGAGGAAUGGUUAAGAUGUGGAUUUUAAGCAGCAGAAAAACUUCGCACAGUGUUAAAUUGUUAAUUUUCGACUGUAAUUCGUUUUUCAGUUGGUAUGAAACUGCCUUCUACCUCACCGUACUUUCAAACGAACUGAAAAAUGAUAGCCCCCCAUGCGACUUGUAAACGAGCUACCAUUACUCAAUGGUACUCUUGUAGAUAUUAUGUUGUAUAUAAUCCUACAAAGUCGCACAGUUGAAAUUGUUUCGAAGAGAAAUCAAUUAUAAACGUUCAUGGAUAAUCAUAUUCUGAACUUUUGUUACAUUUGUUAACUGUUUUUAUGUUAACUCUUAUUUUGAGGAUAUCUCUCUAAUGGCUGGUUCCACAAUAUUCGAUUCAUUAAUUUUUCAUUUCACUACGAUUUUUCUCGGGUACUGUGGCAUUGAAUGCUACCCGUAAAAAUCCAAUAAAUAAUUGAUUUAUUUAUUUAUACUUUCCAGUGCUUGAUUUCGCCAUCAAACUAUUUUGAAACCAGCCAUGCACAUUUCUGUACUAAAUUUUCGAAAAAAAAAAUAAAAAAUUAAAGCUAAUAAUAGAUCCGUAUCUGAUUUGGCUGUGAAAAUUCAAAAAUUUAAUUGGAAUAAAUUUGUUAUUUACCCUUUUUUGGUCAGUUUCGCAUUUUGAACUGGUUAAGUGAAAUUAUGACCUUUGUCGAUUGUGUUUCACUCGUUUUUGAUGUUUUAUUUAAUUUAAGAGUUUAAAAAAACGUUACAGUUGAGUUUACUUUCUAGUCUUAAAUUUUGCACGUCAUUUUCAGGUUUUUCUUGUGUCGUUCAAAAUUGAAAAAAAAAAAAUUAAAAACCUAUCAGUAGGUUCUGUUUAGUUUCGGAGAAUACGAACAAAAAAAAAUCGAAUUUCUUAACGAAUUUCGGCUUAAACCAAAUUUCCACCAAUCAAGCCUUUUUCUUGAGAGCUGGACGAUUGUUUUGCGUCAAAAUUGCCAACAAAAUUUUAAAACACGACGGAAAAUUGAGAUCUAGCUUCGCUAAAUUAUUAUUUUUUUUUAGAAUAAAGUAUAUUUUAAUGUUUUAAUCAAAUCUUAUUUAUUAUGUCUUCUAUAUUUUAUCUAUACUAAAAGCAAUUUAGUAAUCGUUAGCCUGAUUCUCAUGUCCCGCAAUUGCUUGAACCGUUAUUUUACAAGACCUUUUUUAUCACCUUCCGGCUCAUUCAAUAUGGGAGUAAAUGACCAGUAUAAAACAUUUCAAAUUUCAUCUUGAUGAUAAAAGUAUUUUAUUUUCACGAAGUAGUUUCCAUAUUCCAACAGGCCUCGAGAAAGAUGAAAAAAAAGGCUCUACAGUGAAAUAUCGAUCUUUGAAGUUACGGGAUAUUAGAAAAAGGUCAAUGAAAUAUGCCAAUACUGUGCAAAGUUCUUUCAAUAAGGUAGGGAACAGAUAUUUCAAUAUUAUCUUCGAUCGGAACCGUUUUGAAUUAAAUUCCCAUAAAAAUUAAAUCGGUUCCGAUGUCGCAUGAAAACUGAGUGAAACAUCAACUUAAUUUUCAUGAAAUUAACUUUGGAUUGUGAUAAAGUGGUGAAUUUUGCCAGGUUGAAAAAAUAGAUCAGUCUAUGUUGUCUUUCGACUGAAGAUAUGUUACUUUUAAUAUCCGAAUUGAAUGCAAGGUAUGGUAACUGUCCUUCCCAGAUCUCCAAAAUGUAUUAUUUCCUUAGUUUUUAGCCUUAAUUUAAUUAAAGUUUAUAUUGUAAAUAUUCAAAGUUUUAAGGAGAAAACAGAGGUGUAUGAACUUUUACAAUGAAGGAUUGGAAAAUUUACUAAAAAAAAAAUUUAUUUUAACAUACUUUUUAGCAAUACAAUUCUGUUGUUAGUGAUCUAUUUUUUUUUGUAUAUAGUUAGGAUUCUGUAUAUAUUGAUGGAAGAGUAAUUUUGCCAAUCAUCUGUAAAUACUUGACUGUACUGAAUAUUUCAGUAUAUAAUUUAAAAAAAGAAAAAUAAAAAUAUAAAAAUCG